AUGACUCGGAGGAGUCCAGUGCAGUUUGUCUUCCAUCCAAAGGAGGUCCAUGAGAAGAAGACUCCACACAAAGACAGCCGUUUACACACUCUCCAAACCUUGGACACCAAGUGCACUUCCUCGCCUUCCAGCGCGGAGCCAGGUGACCUAUCGCCUCUGGUGGACACAGCCAACAUGGAGAAUGAGCAUUACAGGUUGAACCCUCUGUGGUCUGAGAACAUCUCAGACUCGCUCCCCCCAGAACUCCAACCUUUUCUCCUGCCACACCCAGUUCGCACUCAGAACCUACAAGACAACCAGAUCGAUCCGGGUCUGUUGUCUGGGGACGAUGAGAUAGACAACUCCAUCAAUAGUGUCGGGUUCUCGUCUUCCAUGACUUCCGUGGAGCCACAGCGUGGCCUGUAUGAUGAUCGGACUCCCGCAAGUCCGCCGCAGGAGUAUAUUGUGUCCCCUGGUGUCGAGCUUCCGCCUCCCGUGAUUUCUGUGGGGCUACAUGAUGAUUCAAUGACCCCUAGUGUUGCGUCUAAGCUUCCCGCGGGGCCGCUGCAUGAUGACUGGAUGCCACUCCGUCCGCCGCCUGUCCUAAUGCAUUUCGGCAGCAUGCCAGCUACAGUGGGUGGUAAAUCUGGGACGGGCGAAGUUACAGAGAGUUCAUGGUCAUCCCAGGGCCCAGUACUAGUGAUAGUUGAAGGCGUUGGUGCACAAAGUGGUAACUUCAGUAUUCAGCCGUCGAUGACCAUCAGCAACGACUGUGAACGUGUUGGGACCAUAACUCGCGGAAGUUUCGUGGAGGCUGGGAUGCAGAUCGGCGGCGGCAACGUUGUCACUGACAGAAAUAAACUCCGACCGAACCCAGCCGAUGCAUGUACCCAACUCGGAUCCACCACAACUGACUUCACCAAAAAUCUUGACCAGACUGAACUUGUCCAUGGCCUGUCCAGUGACCGAUACGACUUGGCUGCGGAGACACAGAAACGUACGAACAAGAACGCAAGUAAACCCGCAGCAGCUCCCGCAGCCAACCCCAGCCCCAGACCCGCAUCUGUUCGUCCUGCAGCGCUAGAGGUUGUCGUAGCUUGUGCGCUUGCCGUACCCGAUGCAGAUGACGACGUUGUGGUUAUGGGGGAAGUGGUGGGAGUCGGUAAGGUGGUUAAGGUGCUUAUGGAUGAGAGCACGCUCUGCACAACUGACGACUCGGAAGAGACGAUGGAGGAAAGCGAGGAAAGCACGGAGGAUGCAGCUGUAGUGUCGAAAGAGACGGUGCUGAGAGGUAGUCCGCUUGAUCUAUAA
Suillus clintonianus is the source of this 1290-nucleotide messenger RNA. RefSeq lists its product as uncharacterized. Lineage: Eukaryota; Fungi; Basidiomycota; Agaricomycetes; Boletales; Suillaceae. The record is from RefSeq and is a predicted model, not a curated record. Bases 1 to 1290 code for a protein of 429 amino acids. The transcript is spliced from 6 exons.